Panonychus citri (citrus red mite) is the source of this 3980-nucleotide messenger RNA. Its product is annotated as probable Na(+)/H(+) antiporter nhx-9. The transcript is spliced from 11 exons. The coding region runs from base 949 to 3813 and encodes 954 amino acids. Gene Ontology annotation, cellular component: membrane. Gene Ontology annotation, molecular function: sodium:proton antiporter activity. The record is from RefSeq and is a predicted model, not a curated record. NCBI's taxonomy places the organism in Eukaryota, Metazoa, Arthropoda, Arachnida, Trombidiformes, Tetranychidae. Gene Ontology annotation, biological process: proton transmembrane transport; sodium ion transport; regulation of pH.
UAACCAUGAAAAUUUUAUUCUAUUCGUUGAUUCGACUCUCUCUCUCUCUCACUCACUCACUCGAUCCCCACCCACUUUCACCUGAAUUCACCCACCCACCUAUUCCUUCAUUCACUCCACUCUCACUCUCAUAUUGAUUCAAGAAUCAUUCCAGUAACAAUCAACUAAUCAACAUCUUAUUUACAAUUGAAAGUGAUGAGAAUUCAAUUGUAAACAAUUAUUUUUUUAAUCAAGUUUAAGGCUAUCAGUUGAUUCCCUCCUCCCCAAUCAUCAUCUUCAUUUUAAUAUAAUUAACUGAUCAUUUUGUUAAUCAUCAUUUACUCUUGGAAUCAUCUCAAUAGAUCAACAAUCAACCAAAGACAAUUAAUAUUAAUACAAUUUCCCGCCUUCAUCACAAUCAACUUUCCAAUUCUCAUCAAAUUUGCUUAAUUAUGUUACUUUAUCAUUGACAAUCAUCAAGUUUGUCAUCGUUUUUAAUUAUUUGUGAUAAUUAUGUUUCUCUAUUACAAUUUAGUGAUAAUUUUAACAAUAACAAUUAACAAAUCAACUCAUGUUUAGAUUUUAUCUUGUCUUCGGUGUUAUUUAUAUUUGAUUAUCUCAUUAGUACAAAUUAGUAGUUCCUAAAUUGUUUCAUUCAAUUGAUAUUUAAUUAAAUCAUUUUAUUCAUUAAUCAUCUUUCCAAAUUGUCAACAAUUAAGGAUACAUAAAAAAGUUAAACAACAACGUGAAUGCCAACAACAGUUAAUAGAUUAGUCUGAGAUUAAUCGAAAGAGUUAAUCAUCUUAAUCAUGUUCUAAUCAUAAUCAAUAAUCAGCAACAAUCAACAUUGAACAAUCAGAUACACAGGAUGUGUUGGUAAUCAACUUGAAAUUAACAGCAACAGUGUAAACAACAGUUAAUUGUGAUUUUUUUCCCUCGAAUCAACAACUAAAUUAAACUACUCACAUUAUGUACAAACUUUGUGUACCAUUGAUUAUCAUCAGCUGCUAUUUAACCGCUUCCGGAUCCGGAGUACCAAGUUCAAUUAUUGGUGAUCCCUUUCAAUCAAUUAAACAAUCACUUGAAUUAGAUGCUGAAGUUUUAACUGCAGCAGCAAUUGGAUCGCAUUCAAAUUCAACCAAAAGAUAUGCAAUUGCAGCAUUUGAUUUCGAGAAAGUUUCAAAACCUUAUAUUAUUUGUCUUUGGAUCAUAAUUGUUGGUGUUGCCAAAAUUGGAUUCAAUUUAACUCCUAAAUUGUCAUCAAUAUGUCCAGAGAGUGUGGUGUUGAUGAUUUUGGGAGUUCUAAUUGGUUUGAUCUUCUUUUAUGGUGGAGUGUCCACUAAUCAAUCUCUACUGACCCCCGAUGUAUUUUUCUUCUACAUGUUACCACCCAUCGUAAUGGACGCUGGUUAUCAUAUGCCAAAUAGACUUUUUUUUGAUAAUUUAAAUUCAAUUCUGAUGUAUGCAGUUCUUGGAACCAUUUGGAACGCAGUUACUAUUGGAGGUGCUCUUUAUUGGGCAGCUACUUACGGCUAUUUCGGUGUCCAGUUACCCUUACUGGACGCUCUUCUGUUCAGUUCAAUUGUGUCCGCCGUUGAUCCGGUGGCAGUUUUAGCCGUUUUUGAGGAGAUCCAUGUUAACGAUGUCCUUUACAUCCUAGUCUUUGGUGAAUCUUUACUUAACGAUGGAGUCACAGUUGUUCUUUAUAAAAUGUUUGAAGGUUACAUUGAAAUGGGAGCAAGUAAUUUAUUACCAAUUGAUUAUAUUAGUGGGAUAACCUCAUUUUUUGUCAUCUCUUUGGGUGGAACCCUAAUUGGUAUAUUCUGGGGAAUCGCCGCUGCUUUUGUCUCAAGGUUCACCCACCAUGUUAAAAUAAUCGAGCCAAUAUUUGUCUUCGUAAUGUCCUAUUUGGCCUACCUGACCGCUGAGAUGUUUCAUCUAUCCGGUAUCUUGGCAUUAACCUUUUCAGGAAUGACAAUGAAAAAUUAUGUCAAUGAAAACGUUAGUCAAACAUCACAAACCACAUUAAAAUACGCGAUGAAAAUGCUGGCAAAUGCUUCAGAAUCCGUUAUUUUUUUAUUCCUUGGUGUUUGUACCGUAACUGAUAGUCACAAUUGGAAUACCUGGUUUGUGGUAACCACAAUUGUCACCUGUUUAAUAUUCAGAGCUUUAGGGGUAAUAUUUUUUACUAGUAUUGCAAAUAGAUUUCGACUCCAUAAAUUAAGUGGAAUGGAGCAAUUUAUCAUGUCCUAUGGAGGAUUAAGAGGGGCAGUUGCAUUUGCAUUGGUUUUGUUAAUCAAUGAGAAAUUAGUUCCUACCAAACGAAUGAUGGUCACCACUGUAAUUGCUCUCGUCUAUUUUACUGUCUUCUUACAGGGUAUGACCAUGGGUCCGUUGGUUAAAAUAUUGAAAGUGCCAAGAAGUAACAAAUAUGAGAAAACAAUGAACGAGAGGAUCCAUUGUCGGUUAAUGGAUCACCUAAUGGCUGGAAUUGAGGAUAUUUCUGGUAUGAUGGUUGGUAAUUAUAAAAUUAGAGACAAAUUUCGAAAUUUUGACAAUCGUUACCUGAAACAUUGGCUUCUUCGUGAGUCCCAUGAACGUUCAGCUUCAUCUCGAAAAAUAUUUGAAACAAUCUCUCGAUUAAAUAUGCAAGAUGCAAUUAACAUGGUCAAGGAUUCGAGUGUCCCUUCAUUGUAUCAUCAAAAUAAUAAUAACAAUUUACCAACAACUAAAUCAUUAUCAUCACUGUUUCGUUCCUACACUCAGGCCAAUCUUUCAUCACCGACAAAUGAACAAACUGAUUCAGGUGAAAUUAAAUCAACUUAUUUUACUAAUCUUCCAAUGGAUCAUAGUGAUUCAAUUCAUUUUAAUUUCGAUGUUGGUAACAUUGAAUAUAACCCAUCGAAACGUGAUCUUGUUGAUUUUGAAAUUCAUCACGUCCUCUCAGAUAAUAUGUUCAAACCAAUUAAGCGAUAUCGUAAAUACAGUAAAACCGAUUUAGCCGAUGUCUCUCCUCAAACUAAUUUCCAACAUCAAGCUAAAUUAGAGGUUCAACAUUUAGUUAAUCAAACUCGACAUCGACGUCGAGGUAAAAAAAAGAGCUCCAAUAAUGGUGCGAAUAUGAGUUCCAAUAAGAGUCAAUUGAGGCCAGUUAAUCAUCGACCGAAUCAAUUGCCUGUCCAGUCGAGAUUCGUGAGAGCUUCAAGUUUCCCCUCAAUGUACAAUAGUCCAGAAGAUGAUGGAAUCAUUUUUGUUGCUCGAUCAAAUGUUCAAGGUGAAGAUCGAAUUGAAAUUACAACAUCGUCGGCACUUGAAACACCGACUACAACAACAGAAGCGACUUUACCAUGGAGGAGGAAAAGCACCAUCGAUCCAUUGGCUACAGUUAAUGCAUCAGGUUCGAGUUCAUCGAAUUCGGGUCCAUUGAAACAAUCAGAAUUUCCUUCAUGGAUUGAGAAUAAAGAUUAUAUUUCCAAUUAUUCUUCUCCGAGUAAUACAAUUUUAAGAAGAAUCGACAAUCCAAAAUAUUGUGAAAAAAGGCCAACAGUUUACGAGAUAUUUACGAUCACUGAGAAUUUGGAAGAUCAUUCGAAUGCAAGAGAUGAAGUUGACAAUCGAUCAAAUUCAAAUGAUAAUAUGAACAUUUCUCCCCAUCAAAACGACCAUUUACCACAUUCGUCGAUAUCUUCACCUUCAUCGCCAAUCUAUUCACCCAACAAUCAAUCAACUACAACGAUAACCACAAUUACAGCUUCAUCUCCACCUAAUGUAGUUAAUGCUCGGAUUAAUAUGGGAUUUCUUGAUGAUGACAAUCAGAAUACUUAUCAACUAUAAAGUUCCCUUGAUUGUCCUGAAGACAAUUUUCUGUUUUUUUCUCACUCUUAAUACUAUUUCAACUCUCAUUACAAAAAUUGCCUUAAAAUUGUUAUUUAUCUUUAUUAUCAAGCCAAUUACGACUUCGAGAGUGAAAUUAAAAUUGAAAUAAAUCAUUAAAUCAAGAA